Messenger RNA from Cantharellus anzutake, 754 nucleotides. RefSeq lists its product as uncharacterized. The record is from RefSeq and is a predicted model, not a curated record. NCBI's taxonomy places the organism in Eukaryota, Fungi, Basidiomycota, Agaricomycetes, Cantharellales, Hydnaceae. The coding region runs from base 39 to 536 and encodes 165 amino acids. The transcript has a single exon.
CCACCAUUUAUGUGGGCCAUUCAUUAGCACGACCAAUUAUGGAUUACGCAUGUUGUGAAAUUUUUGCCCUUUGUUCCUUGUCUGGAAUACAUAGCUUACAUUUCGUCGGAGCAAGGGGCCUCAUGCACCGCACUAGAGCCAAAUUUGCGGGUCAAGCAAUUACUUUACCCAAAGCCCCAGACGCUGGAGGUGUUGGCACCGCCUCUACGCAUUUUGUAGAGGUAUCCCCCGUUUUUCACCAUCCUGAGUAUGUUCAAAUUAUGCCGCGCUCCGAUCCUUUGUCUGCCUCGUGUUCAGCGAUCGGUCGGGUGUCGGGCAGAAGCCCGAAUUCAUAUCAUUUUCUCGGACAGGAGCUAUGCAUGAAAAGCAGGAAUCCCCUCUUCCUUUUUAUGUUGAAAAUUCUCCGUGUCCAUCGCUACGCAUGUGCCGGUCUUGUAUUCAUUCACCAAAAGGGGGGUGGAGACUCAUGGCCAGAUGGCGUGCGUGCACGCAUAUGCUUCCCUCUUCCUAUGUUUGGGCUUCGCGCUUCGCGGUAAAAAAAAAAACCUUUCCAGCUGCUCCUCUCCGGUGCAAGCAGCUUCAAGAUGCGAUCAGAAAAACUAGAGGCGAUAUAUAAAGAGUUGUGCAAAUCCCGUCACUCACUUUUACCCACUUGUUCCCCUUCUGUUGCCAUUCGCCCCAACUCCUCUUUGCGGUAAAAGGCGUGUCCAAACGCAUAUCAGCAGUGUCCUCACUCACGGCGCCCUUUCGCUAA